UGUUGUGGUGCUGCUGGGUUUUCUGGAGGACCUUUUCCCUCCCCUUGCAAGACCCAAGACUAAAGGACCUCGAGGUGGCCAAGCUGGGGGACUCCGAUGUCCACGUCAAGAUGUUGGCAGCCCCCAUCAAUCCCGCCGACAUCAAUAUGAUCCAAGGGACCUACGCCGUUCUCUCCCCGCUGCCAGCUGUGGGAGGGAAUGAAGGUGUCGGGGAAGUGCUGGAGGUCGGGCGUCGUGUGGCGACUCUGAAACCCGGGGACUGGGUCGUCCCAGCAGGCCCUGGACUUGGGACGUGGCGGACGCAGGGGGUGUUCCCCGAGGAGACGCUGCUGAAGGUGCCCAGCGACAUCCCGGUGCUGUGCGCCGCCACCCUGAGCGUCAACCCCUGCACGGCGUACCGCAUGCUGGCCGACUUCGAGACCCUGGCGCCGGGUGACUCCGUCAUCCAGAAUGCUGCCAACAGCGGCGUGGGCCAGGCUGUUAUCCAGAUCGCCAAAGCCUCCGGCAUCAAGACCAUCAAUGUGGUGAGGGCCAGGCCUGAUCUCCCAAAGCUGGUGGAGAGGCUGAUGGCCCUGGGCGCAGACCACGUUGUCACGGAGGAGAUGCUGAGAAAGCCGGAGAUGAAGGAUAUAUUUAAGAGCAUCCCGAAGCCCCGGCUCGCCCUGAACUGCGUCGGAGGCAAAAGCACUACGGAGAUGCUGCGGCAUCUGCAGCCCAAAGGGACCGUGGUCACCUAUGGCGGGAUGGCAAAGCAGCCCGUGAUGGUGCCUGUGAGCGCGUUCAUCUUCCGGGACUUGCGGCUCCGCGGCUUCUGGAUGACCCAGUGGAAGAAGGACCAUGCACAUGACCAGGAGAGCCUGGCCAGCAUGAUGGACGCCUUGUACCAGCUCAUCCGGAGGGGCCAGCUUACCGCGCCGGUCUGCACCGAGGUCCCGCUCCAGGACUACAAGGCGGCACUGGAGGCAUCCAUGAAGCCCUUCACAUCCUCGAAGCAAAUCCUCCUCCUCUGACCCCCCGAGACCUCAGCUCAUGGGCGGCAGCGGGCUGAGUCCAGUGCUGCUCCAUCACAGCCAAACUUUCCCUUGCUGCCUUGUCCGCUGACAAGAGAUACGAUGAGGAAAAACUCAUCCAUUGAUUUUUCUUUUUUUUUUUUCUUUUUUUUUUUUUUUUUAACUUUUGGGUGCCCACUUAAAGUUUUAAAAGCCUCUGCAGCUUUGCAUGGACAGCAGCGUGCCUAACUGCUUCUGGAGGGAGGCUGCAAUAUUGCUUUAGCUUGCAAUAUUGCUUUAGCUGGGGUGAGUUUGGGUGCAAGAGAAAGCUCAGGGAGCCUGGGGACGACGGCUUGCUCAGCUCAGGGUGUCAAAAGAGCAGCAGUUCCCUCUCAUGCCUGUUUUUGGGGCUGGGCGGGGGGGCUGUGCUGCUGCCUCCUGCCUGGCUUAGCAGCUGCCAAUGUUGCUCUGCUAUUUGCACUGUCCCUCCAGGUGAUUUUUGGCUGCUUUCGGGUGACUUUGCAGGGUAGCACAGGGCUGGGCGCCGCUCACCUCCCAGCCGGCACGGCCCCGGCCCCGCUGCUGCAGCCUCUGAGCCACCUCCAUGUCCCCCCCUCCAAGUUCAGCACCCAGGUGCCCCUGGGCUGGGGGCACUCCCCACACUGAAUUGCAGAGAAAAAUGGAAUUUUAAUUAUUUUUUUUUUUUUUCCCCUGCCCAGCCCAUCCAUUGCUGGCAGAGGGGGGCAGGGGACACCCGUGCAGGCUGGAGGACAAGGACAAGAGCACAAAGGACCAUUCCAGCCCUUGACAUCACUUUAUCUCAAAAAUGAGCUCAAACAGGAAAAAAAAAAGAGAAACACCAAGUUAGCAAGUACCAGCCAGCGCUGCCGCACCGGCGGGAGCUGUAAGACACCCUAGUCCUUUUGGGGACAGCCCUGGGGUGGUGGCAUUCAGGGUGGGGACAGGACUCGCCCAGCAGGUCACAGCCUGACACGGCAGGGCAAGGGGGGCUUUUGCAAUACCUGGACUUGAAUUCAGUUUUGCUGCUGUUCCCACUGCUACUACUGAUCGUGACAAGAACCUCUUGGAAAUCAAUGUCUAA
Molecule: messenger RNA, 2091 nt
Organism: Egretta garzetta (little egret)
Lineage: Eukaryota; Metazoa; Chordata; Aves; Pelecaniformes; Ardeidae
Gene: MECR
Product: mitochondrial trans-2-enoyl-CoA reductase
Exons: 10
Coding region: 111-1010 (299 amino acids)
Biological process (GO): fatty acid metabolic process
Cellular component (GO): mitochondrion
Molecular function (GO): trans-2-enoyl-CoA reductase (NADPH) activity
Source: RefSeq, a predicted model, not a curated record